GGAAUCUACCAAACGUUACGACCUCAGGAGCGACGCCUCGAUCAGGAAUGACUUUCAGACCACCUUCCAGGACGGGGAGGACACUGUACGCCGUCAGAACGAGGGCUAAAGGGCCAGUGAUUCCCGAAGAACCAGCCAAGGAUGUUCCUGAACCAAGUGGAGAGAAGGAAGUUGUGGACGUUCCAGAGGAAGAGGAUGAUGAGGAUGACAGGUUGAGGAAAGAGGAGGAUGAGAAGGCUGAACAACGAGCCAAAAAGAGAGGUGUCAAGCGUGAUACAGACAAGGCACAAGAAGUAAAAAAGAAGAAGUACGCCGUCAGGGUGGAAGAAGACUUCGAUGUGGAAGAGAUAAUGAACAGGAUACUCGAAGGUCAUAAUCAUCUUAUGAACCUGAAGGAUGUCCUGACCUCAGCGCCUAGACUUAGGGAUGAGUUAAGAGCGAGACUAUCCAGGAAGAUGGGAUCUCAAAGGCAGUACAAAAAGGUAGAUCAAAAGUGCCGCCCUGUUCCAGUGCUCGUAGCUGAGGAAAAGGAAGUAUACUACGAGCGGGAGAGAGAAUUGAUACGGCAGAUGCGGGAGAAUGCUGAGAGUAUGCUAUGUCGUAUCAACCUGGAGACCGAGAAGGCGCUGAUUAUAGGGGAGCCUGGCUUCCUUACAGCGCAGGAAGAGAAGCUUAUGGUGGACACCAUAAGAGGAAAGCACACUGCAUAUGCCUUCAAUGAUGAUGAGAGAGGACGUCUGGACGUGGAUAAAAUCCCCAUGAUUAGGAUACACACCGUGCCGCAUGAGCCGUGGAAUUUGCGGGGUGCACGAUAUCCUAAUCCAGCUGAUGAGGAAAAGCGAAUUCCUGGGACCAAGAAUAGGGCGGACAGGCUGAACCGAGUCGACUGGGACAAGAACCAUCAAGGAGUGAUCGAGGAUACUCCACCGGUUGACGGGUUCCUGGACAGCGAGGAGAAUGUAAGACUUCACAUCAACUCCUGGGCAUUAACCGUAGGUAAGUAUGUUACUCCUUGGCGGCCCGUAUGGCUUGCGCCUCCAGGACAUGUGCGACGGCCAAACUUGGUCCUCAAACCUUAUAUUGAAGAGGAUUCUUGGGGAAUGUCGGGCGUAGGUUGGAUGAUGGAGCUGGCCUUAGCAGGUAAGCACGAGCUACAGGAAGACCCGCUUAGAAUUGAAAAUGGGAUGCUACAAGUGGGUAAGCACGAAAAGAUGAUAGGUGGGGUGUACCUGCUGACAAAUGCGCUGCUUCAGGAAGAGAUGGUCAGAAAUACGGUACUAGACCAGGAAGAGGAGAUAGAGCCGGGAGGAGGUGACAACGUGAUUCAUGAGAGAGAAGAUGAUGACUUCGAAGAGGGGGAGAUCAAGGAAGCGUUUCGAGCAGAGGAGUAUGAGGGAGUAUACCUUGAACUCGGCAUGCUUCUUUCGUGCGAGAUAAGGGAAAGGGAUGCCUGCGCGAUAGUUCUGAAAAUGAGGCCAAACUUCCUGGUAAGGGAUGACCAUCUGUUCAUGAGGAGCAAACGAAGGGAUCCCAGGAGAGUAGUCUGCGGCGUCGCUCGCCAGAUUGACAUUAUGGCGGCACUGCACGACGGUACGGCAGGUGGUCACAAAGGUGCGGAUACGAUAUACGUGAAGAUCCACGAGUUGUACUAUUGGGAUGACAUGGGGCAGAUGAUUGAUGACUAUUGUAAGUAUUGUGUACCAUGCCAAGAACGGUCUACUCUUAGACCUAGAGAGCCACUUCACCCAAGGCAUGCGACAUUUCCCAUUGAAAGCUUCCUGAAAACUUGGAGGCGACAGGACCUCGAGACUGAUCUGACCUUUGAGGAACUGCUGGAUUUGAGGGCACGACAGAUCGGCGUUAUUGAGGAUAGGAUUGAAGAGGCAGCAAGUAGAACCGCGGACAGCCGUACCAAGGACAAGUUCCGGUGGGACAAGAUGGCGAGGGUAAGAAAGAAGCCUCUCAAGGUGGGAAACAUUGUGCUGUUGCUUGAUACCGCUUGGGGCAGCCAUGCCAAGAGGGAGGGGAGGGGCAGGGCCAGUGGAAACCCCUUUGGGGGCAACUCGACAGAGGACGCAGAUGAGGACCAGGAGAGAGGACAGGCCUCCAGUCUUCCUGGGAGGGAACAUCGAGUUGUUCUUGAUGGAGUUCGAGCGGCAUGCACGAGAGUUUGGGUGGGACAGCACCAGGAUGCUAAGAGAGAUGAGCUCGAUACCCCAGGAGAGCAGAGGGUGGGGAGCUUCCUUUUGUUCGUGAGGCCCCACAUCAGACCCUUUGUUCGAUCUAUCGUAGCAUCUGCCAAGAACUGGGGGCACUGCAAGAAGCUGCUAUGCAACUAUUAUACUCUAGCUCGUCAGGCAAGUGAGAGGAGAGGUAUGGAAAAAAGGAGAAGGGAACCUGAGACAGAGGCAAGGGGAACCUUUGAGCAGGGCGCGUCACCAGGGGCUCAGAGGGAGGAAAGGAGGAAGGAACACAAGUCCCACCGACAUGAGAGAGCAGAGGGGUCCGAUGGUUCAGACGCACCUCCACAACCUGCUCAGAGGGAAAUGGAUGGCCUCAUGCCUGAUGCAGAGCCAGACAUCCCUCACGAGAUGCAUACGCAAGAGCUGAGGGAGGAACCGUCUGGUGAUGAAAAGGAGCUGGACAGAGAAGUGAGGGCGGCAAGGGAGCUGGAGAUCAGGACUCAACUCCGAAAGAAGAACCUGGCAGAACUGCAUGAGAGGAUGCAGCAAGGAAAGACGGCUGAGGAGGUGGAGGACAGAGAGGCACUAGCAGAGGAAGGCACGAAGGUCGGAGAGCUUGAGUGGAGGUUACCUGCUGGCCUGACACUGGAACACGAGCCGGCAGUACCACAGGAGGGACCACCAGUUGAGGCAAUGAGAGCUGGGGAGGUUCGACCUGCUAUUCGGAAAGAGACUGUGGGACAGCAGGAGGGUCACGAGAGUGUGGGCCGGAUCAUGGCUGAGACUGAGCAGAAAGUGGACCUGAGGGACUUUCAGGAGUCAACCAUGCUUCAGGAGGUGCCAGUUGUUACAGAUUUGUGGGAUGUACUGGGAUCUUGGGUCACUGGGUCAGGGCCAGAGGGGCGUGUUGGGGAGCUGGGGAUGCCAGCAGAUGACAGAGCAACCUGCCCCGCUUCCUCAGGGGUCCUACAGCAGGAGGUUACGAGCAAGAUCUCAACAACCCCGUCAUCUGUACCCUCGUUGGAAGGAGACAAGAUGUCCCAGAAGAAACUUGGCAAGUACUUUUAUUGCAAGAGGGGCAAACAUCGAUCAGACGAUUGCCCCAAGAGCCUCAAGGACGAGGCAAAUGGAUUGUGAACCAGAGAGUCAUCGGGGGUAUGGAGAGAUAGAAAUGGAGUCCUAGUUCCUAAGACUCGU
Molecule: messenger RNA, 3380 nt
Organism: Chara braunii
Lineage: Eukaryota; Viridiplantae; Streptophyta; Charophyceae; Charales; Characeae
Source: the annotation of a GenBank genome assembly